Messenger RNA from Amoebophrya sp. A120, 9348 nucleotides. NCBI's taxonomy places the organism in Eukaryota, Dinophyceae, Syndiniales, Amoebophryaceae. The record is from the annotation of a GenBank genome assembly.
GCGAGAAGUAAACCUUAACCUUGAUGAUCAACAUCUACUUAUAUACCAUCAGAGCCAGCACAAGAUCGCUUUCUUUCUCAUCUGAAGCGAAAGUAAACCAAGACCUGUUCUUUUACGCAUAAUUACAAAAGCACGAAUAAUGUUGAACUACGUACUCUAAUUCCUGUUACGAAAGUUCCUGCAGUUCCGCUUCUGUAAUUUGCCGAAUUGAAGUACGCGCUUACAUAGAGACUGAAUGAGGUUACGUGACAACUAGUACACAACAACGCACCCGGAAGAUCAUGUAUUGUGAGUUUUGCGCUCCCGCUCCCUCAACAUGUUUUUCUCGACAAAAAACAUGAUCAUGAAACAAGUGCAAUAGCGACAUAAUCCUCGUUUUUUGUCCCCUUGUAAGACCUUAUUGUUUCUUUGUUGGAAAACGACAAAACCAGUCUAGAACACUUACAAUCCAACUUCAGGCGGAUCUUUGGAGCACUUCGUUUUGGUUCUUUUUUUCUACCCUUAUUUACAUCUGACUGCUGAUCACGACUUAUUUAUAAGUAUUUUGAUACCUAAUAACAAACUACGCUUCACUUCUGACGCCCUUGCUUACAUUUCGCCAAAUUUGCACGAUCUUCGAUCAAAGCAACUCUGGUUUUUUGUAAAGGCACAAGAACUGUUGAUCAUCGGAAAAAGUGAAAGCACCAGAUAAGUAGCUAACCUGUAGUGUAUAUCGACCUUGUAAAAACAAAGUACUUCUAGUAGUUCCCUUAUCCACUCCAACCUCGGACAUAAAAAGCAACCCGUCGUACCUACCUUCUUCACUAAAACAAUUGAUAGAGGAAAGAAAAGGCACCAGGGAAACAAAUACAUAGUGAAAAAGGCAACAAGAACAACGGCGACCACGUCGUGAAUGAACUAUAGCAUCUACUAGCACGUUCUUGAAACCUCCUUCUCGUUCUGCGUGACAUCGAGACUCAAGACCUGUGUGUGAAGACACCCUGAAAACUAAGUACGGAGAAACAGCACUGGAAGCGUGUUGGAGAGCAUUUAUUUUUGGGGCAACUUCUUAAUCGGAGGCGGCAGCUGCAGGAGACCUAGAAUUCAGCAGCACUGACGUCGAUUUUCCUUGCCCUACGACAAGAACCCGGCUAAUAGUCCUCUCCGCCGGUAGCUGACGAGAAGAAUCAACACGAAAAGACGCGAUUUGGUUGUACGCAGGAGCGUUAAGAAUAUCUCCCCCAAGAAAGUGAAGGUGAAACAAAAAGUUAACUUUUUUGCACGAAAGAAGAAAGAAGAUUGUUAUACCCAGCAUCCUGCUCCCAGAAGACCUGGCCUAUUGCAGAAGAUCAUAGUGAACGAUACCGCCGGUGGUCUGCACAUCGACAAAAAGGAGCAGCCCCAGAAGAUAGAGCCCAGUUCCAGAAGAUCCGUUUUGCGAUCCCGUGUACGAAGAGGAGCACGCGAAUAACCAGAAGUAGAAGACAAGAAACGUCAGAAGAAAAAAAUUCCAAGUGUCGGAGUCGCGGCGAACUGUUGAAGACUUUCAGGAACACUGGAAGAAAUGAUGCCCCAAGGAGGUGGUGAGCACGCCCAUUCAGGCGUCGACCUGCAACAGGAGCAGCUGCAGCAGCUGCGCAACCUAAGUCUUCAGCAGCAACAGCAACUGAACGCCUUCGCAAUGCAGAUGCAAGCGGGUACUGCUCCGCCUGCCCCUCCAGGGUACAAUCCGCAGAAUUUUCAGAUGCACCACCAGCCUGGAGCGGCAGGUGCGGCUCCUGCGUUCGCUCCGCCUCAUGGUCAACAACAAGCUCCGUUGAUGUACCAGCACCAUCCCGCGGGCCCCCAGUACCCGCCCGUUCCCGUGAUAGGAGGCGCUGCGGCCAUGCAGCAGCAGCAGCAGCAACUGGUCCAGCAGUAUCUGCUGCAGCAGCAAAUUCAGCAGAACUUGGAACUGCUUCAGCAGCAAAGCCAGCAGACUUUUCAUAGCCCCCCGCCGGCAGCAGCCGAGUCGGAUGAGGAUGCUGACGACCAUUACAAUGAGGCGUCGCAGUAUCAUCAGCAGUUCGCUAGCCCCAACGCAUCCCCUCGGCGAUCGCUUGCCUUCCGAGGUCACCACGACGACCAAGUUUAUAAUUUCCCGGGUGAUCAUUACCAGCAGCAAUUCGGUAAAAACAAGGGGGCGGCUCGAGGCGGGAAGAAGGGGAAGUACAAGGGCGGUAAUAAAGGUUACAAUCCUUUCGCAAACACGUAUGGGGAAGAUCAUUUUCAACAUGCGAUGGGUGAUCAGUCAUUGUCGUCCUCUCCCGUCCAGACUUUUGACAAAGCCGGUGGAAAGAUGAACAAAGGGGGCAAAGCAGGCGGAAAGAUGAAGGGCGGGGGGAAACAUCAGCACCAGCAGCCGUAUAAAGGGACGACGAGUGCAGCUUCUAGUCAUUAUGCGGGCGGAAAAACUUCUUACGGGAGCAAGAAGGGUGGAGGGUUCUUUCCGCAAGAACAACAUCAACAUCACUCCUCCCCGCCCCUCGGGCUCGGAGCGGGUGGGCGGAAUAAGGUGCAGACCGGCCACCCUCGCACAAUGCGCGAGCGGGAGGAGUUUGUCACGGACGCGAAAAACGUCACUAUGGCGCCCCAGUUCGAGCAGAACCGCUACCUGGUCUCGACCACCAAACUGCGGAAGGGUGCUGCGUCGGCCGGGAACGACGGUUCUGACGACGAGGACGAACAAAAAACAGGGGAAAAUCAUGAUGACGCGGCGGCCAAUGAGGUGUUCAAAGUCGAGCAGGAUGAUCCCUUCCUUUUGUUGGCGACGCAGUUUGUCCGGGAUCAGGGGGUGGCUUUCGACCCCAACAUCAAGCACGUGCUGCAUUUGGAGCAGCUGCAGCACAGCGACAACCGCAUGCCGCAACUUAGCCUCAUGCUGGACCAGUACUUAUCUAUGUUUUUCUGACUCACAGGACUGGUGGCACUUUCUUAUCUCAUAGAAAAAACAAAAUUAAUCAGAACAAGAAGAUCAUGACCGAGCUUCGUCAUUUUUGUCCGAGGUAGCGACCGGUUUUGCAUUUGAUGCGUAAGCGGCCAAGCGACGAAAAUUAUUGUACUCAUUCACAAAUUACACAGACUUAGCGGGAAUUUCUCGUACUCCGACGAAUUGUCGACCGCCGCAACUGGGAAAGACGUCGAGAAGAAAAAGCACCAGCAGGUGCAUUGGGUGUCCAAUUGGUGCGAGUCACCGGAGAAGGGUACAUCUAUCGAUUUUUGUCAUGCAUGCAUGCAUGCAUGCCGAAGAUGCCGAUAGUUCUAGUAGUACAGUUGAGCUUGAUUGAUGCGACCGAAAUCUUCGCAUCACAAAAUCACUUUUUUUUGCUAGCACGACGAGACUGAUAGAUCAUGCCGGGCGGAUACUAGAAGUAGGUCACGCGAAGAAAUGAAAGAUCACUGUGUACUAGUGUGCAGCGUCUUCGCGACGGUCAAUAGAAUAAUGCAUGAAAAUUGUACCACAUUGUGAAAUUGUAAUUGAUUCUAAUCUAGCCUGACCUUCUAUCUGAAACCACAGAGCUGCUGCGUGAAGAGCCAGGGAACUACAGUCCGUUGACGGAGGCCCAGGAGACGCCGGAGUCGCGCACGCAUUUUGCCCGCAAGGCCUUUUAUGCAAGAAAAAAACUGUGUAAGUGUAAGUCUGUGAUGCAAAGCGUGCAACACUGUUACAUUUGUCAUGCUAGCCAACCAUGAAGUCCUAUUUCAUUGUUGUUUUCACUUACUAGCUGCGCAUGACAGGCUUUUUCUAUCAUGCAGAACACCUUUGUCAUGCUGUCACCUCAAGACACCUACACUAACACACUUUUUUUCCUGGAUACCUUUGCGCGGAUCCGUAAUGACCUGUUCAAUUCCGCGCCGGCGCUGAUGGUGAAGAACCUGCCGCACCGGUUGGACGUAUCCUGAGUAAAAACGUACCCACACCAGAGUUGUAAUGCAAAUCUGCAUGCUGAAAAUGUUUCUCAUGCGGAGCUCCAUGAGAAGCAUUUUCUAGUCGUGUUUUGCAAUUUGUCAUGCUCCAAUCAGCAUAUUAUGCUAGAUCUGUGAUGCUGCUGAGCUAGCUCAAACAGCACUAUACUACGAAUCCAAAUCUGUCAUGCAAAACAGCCAAAACUUGUGGAUUUGUCUAGCCGAUUCCCCAUCUUGACUCUGGUGUGGGUACGUUUUUACUCAGGAUAGGACGACCGGAUGAUUCACACGAUUCUGCGACCGCUGCACGACCAGGUGCGCGCGGGCUGGGAGUUCAUCCAGCCGAAACAGACGGCCCGGAACAAGAACCCGCGCAACCCGAAAACGGCACGGUACGCCAUCAUCAUCUGCGAAUCGCCGGAGAUCCAGCGGAAAAUUCUCAGUACCUACCAGGCCCUGCCCUCGCGGGAGCGGUGCAUCCACCGCCGGUACCAGCUGCACUGCGGCUCACCACAGAUCCUCCGGGCGGUGUUAAAAGCCUACUUCUCGCAGUCCACCGCCCCGCGAGGGAUCAAGAUGGCCAAGGGGCAGCUGUUGGGGCUCAGCGAUAAGGAUCAUAACCACCUCGGGGGCGGGACCUCUGCGGAAAGCAGCGCCGCUACAACGCCGCGCUACAACAACUACGAAAAUUAUGAUAAUCACAUGAGCCACCCGGAGGACCCAAGCCUGGAGCAAAUUCUCGCCGGCCAAGAGGGAAUGGACCCGAAAAAUGUUGAACGAGAGCCGCUCUCAGAGGCAGUCCAGCUGCUUGCGCAGCAAUUGCGGGAGGCACGCAUCACGGGAACACUGUCGUACGACUUUGCUGCGGAGGAGAUGCGGCUGACGGUGUCGCCUGAGGGCGACGGCCAUGACGAAUUCCAAUUCCAUAAAUGGGGCGUGCGGGAGGUGUCGUACGAAACCAACUCCGUCUUGUUUUCGCACUCUAUGACGUACUCCGUCGUCGAGAAAACCCCGCCCAAAUCCGCCCCACAAGGGUUGUACAACAACCACGGUGGAGAACGAGAACAACAUCAGGGAGGUCACCAGCAACAUCUUCACGGUUCUCCAUCUGCAGGGUUCAAUCAGUCAUACCAAAGUGCCGCUUCACCUGCUCCGUUCUAUAAGGGCGCCGGGAAGGGGCGGAUUCUGCACGAGGUGGAAGAAACAGACGAGGAAAAUGCUUCCGACGAAGAGGUGGUGGAGAGUCCGCAGGUAUAAUAGAAGGAUAUAACGGAUAGUAUUGGUAAGGUUUGCAGGGACGAUUAUGUCCGUUUUAGUCCAUUAUAGUAUGGUGUCACUGUCAUUGUUGUUCUGGAGUUCUUUUUUGUGAUGUGGUAUCAGGGCACUUCUAGGUCUGACAGAUGUCGCGACGAGUGUACGAUUUAGCCUGAACACGAGUUUGGUGCGUAAGUUCAUGUCGGUACUAUAGUUAUUUCGUGGUUAAAAAGAGUUGUACAACAUCAAUAUGAAAAACUUCAACUUUUGACUUUCAGGUGGACCUGGCGUUUUCGCAGCUUUCUCCGCUCCCCCCUCCGCGACCACCCACGCUUGCAGAUCGUGUCUCGUUGGCUCGCGGAUCGCAGAUCGGUGGCGGGGAAGCACCCCGACCACAUGGUAAUUAUACCGCGGGCGGCGCGACCGCGACCGGCGCCUAUCCCGUGGUGCUGCCCACCCACCCGCUGCAAAACCUGAAUCCCUACAACCUGCCGCCGAUCCACACGACGCCGGAAUUCCUGCUUCCCGGCUCGGCGCUCUCUUCGGGGUCUGAGAUAUCGCCAAUGAGUGUCGCCGCACCGCUGCCGGGGGACGCAGCUGCGGUUGCUAACCUCCGGUUAGAGGAAGACCAAGACAUUUCCACUAGCACGACGAGCCACGGGCCGGUGAUCCAUGGGCUCCCGGAACGAACGCAGAGCACCGACGACCGGAAGCUGCGAACGACUUCGGCGCUGGCUUUGGCGCGGGACAAACAUUUGGCCGCGUUGAACCGCAGCCUGACCUUCCACGGUCCCAGCUCGUCGCUGGGCUCCACUUUGUUGCUGGGAAGUGGGUACGGGAAAGUCUUCGGGGACGAGCAGGAGGUGAGCAACGAUCCUAUUGCUGCCUCAACAGCAGCAGUGUAUGCAGAGCAGAGUUCAACCGCCGCCGGGCAGUACUUGCCGCGGUCCGUGUCCGCCGUACAUACCUUCGAGAGUCCUCAGCUUGGCGCCGGAAGUCGGCCGUCGGGCCUCGAGGCGGACUUUUCCUUCACGCCGGUCCGUUCCGAGAGCUACACCAGUUCCUGGCCGGACGGAGCGGAGGAAGCGCGGAACUUCGGACAGUACAAUCUGCCUCCGUAUAACAUGAUGCCCAAAACGUCAUCGAAAAACUCGCUGUCCCGGACCAACAGCCACAAGGCGGCCGCAAUCCAAGCAGAUAUGUUUCGCUCCUACACGCAUCACCACUACCCGGUGCAGGCGGCGCAUUCGCAGCUGCAGUACGACCCGGACCUCUUUUUGAACCGCACAAAGUCCUCGCAUCCACCCUCGAGCGCUGCAGGUUUUUGUUUUUUUUGAUGCAACAGCACAAAGUUUUUGCUUUUUCUAUACACAACUGCUGAUCGACACUUGGUCAUAUUACUUAGGGGUAAUCAAUGAAUGAACGAUUUCAACAUCCGAUUGAUGUAGCUUUCCGUCCGUAGAAUUUUCGGCAGCUCAAGGAUAGAGUAGCGAAUAGAUAACGGUAGAUUUGAAAAAUACACCACUAAGAAAGAAGUAUCAACGAUUUUUGGAAAAAAAAAAAUUCAGAGCGGUAUUAUAACCGACCGUCCACAUCUCACGUAUCUGGGUAUGAUUCGCGGUCGAUGCCGCGGCCGUCCCACCGUUCCGGUCGCAGCAGUGACGCGGACAUUUCCUGGCAUGGCCACAAGCUGCCGGAGCACGACUGGAGUGGUUUUGCAGCGGCAUAUCAUCCUUACAUGCCGUACGAGUACGACUACAAUUACUACAAAAUCAACGACUACUUGCACCAGCAAAGUCUUCCGGGAGGUACUAUUUCAACUACCCCGGGUCAACAACAUCUUGCGGAGAGCCCGCGAGUAAACCCCAGUAACGAGGACAGUCCGAUCGGUCGGUUCGUUCGGAACUACGAUGCCGAGAUGCAGCGAGCGAAAGACGUCGCAGCAGCUGCUGCUACGUCCACCACGAUUACCACAUCGCCCGCGCCCGUGACGAGUUCCGACGACAACGAACUGCCGCUGCCUCCGCAGCAGCAGGCAGUUGCAGCAUCCACCACUUCUACCAACCGCGGCGGGAUGAAGUUUCCGCCGGGGCUGAGUCCUGUGCAGGAGGGGCACAGCAGCACCGGCUCAUCGACCGAGGCGAGCCCCAUGGCCCACGCGGAGCUCGUAUCAGCCCCGGAAGCGGCGCUCUCGAAGCUUGCGGUAGGGUCUGCUGUAUCGAGAGUAAAAAUGUCUGGGUCUGGAAACUUGUGAUGCUGGGUGGCGUCUCAUGAUGAGGCUACAGAUGCUGGCUCAGCAUGACAAGUUUCUGAGCUCCUAGGUGUUGCCUAUUCUGCAUGACAAACUGCGCUUCUGCAUCACAGAAAAGCGGAGCUCUUGGGUAACGUGCAUGACAGAUUUAAGAGUCAUGACAGACAAGCAUGACACACAUGGAUUCUUCCAGACCCAGACAUUUUUACAGUUGAUAUGCUGCUCUAGUCGCACGCAGUCCCAGUGAAGAAGUCAUGGCCUUUUUUGACGACGGAAAAUGAUUUACUCGACGAUCAGCCCGCAGCUCUGAAGCGGCGUACUCUGGAGGUUUUGUCUUAUCUGUUCUUGAUCUUGUAUUAGUAUUCUGUUUCUGAUUUCUUUGUACUUUUUUUAUUUGUCUGAUUACAACACAUAUAAAUGCGUCAUCAUGUGUAGCACGAGGACUCACUAACGUCUUCGUUUCUCGAGGUCCGUCGGAUGCUAUAGAAAUUUGUUGCCUCUAACUAAAUGUUCCCCGCCAAUUUUCUCCCAAGUGGUCUCCCUGAGCAGAAUUGAAUUGAUUACUUGCUAGUACUAGCGAAGAUGAUGUUAGCCCCCCAUGGACAGUUGUGCUGUUUCCCCGGCGCACUGCUUAUUUUCCUCAAAUUUUCGAUCGAUCGCGCUAUCUCUCAAAGCUGACGGGGGCUGUCUUGCUGUCGUCUAGCGCGAAUUCGCAUGUUUGUCCUGUGAUACACAAUGUGGUAGAAAUAGAAGUUGCUUGCGAAAAUGUAUCUAUUACUCGUGGAAGCUGCAGUAGCGGUGGCAGGCAGUUUUAUUGUUGACCAAAACAAUCUGCACUUUUGGUUUCUUCGUGCAGAAAUUAAGUAAGUACUUGCCUUCGCAGCUCCACCUGUGGGAAAAAAAGAUACAAGAGUGACAACUGUAAGUAGUGGUCGGUGAGUGGAAUAUUCAUAUUCCAUUACCAACUGCACUACAUGCUCGAGUUGCAGUAGCGUUAAAGAUUCGAAGAGGACGAAAUUUUGCAGAGUAGCCGAACCUAUGCUGUUUCUAGUAACACAAAGUAACAAUAUACGAAUAUUUAUUUUUGCAAGAACUGCGAUGAAAGGAUGCAAUCAAGCCACCACUCGGGUUUGUUGCAAUCAUAGGCACCAGUUACUGCACAAGCGGAUUGAUUCUUGCCAAGAGCACCAUCUAUCUAUGAGACCAACAGUCAUGAUAUUACAGUAGAACGCAUUGGCAGUUUGGUGUCGAGAGCAUGGACAUUAUCACUUUGUUUCGAGAAGGAGGCAUAUUGUCUACUUCCCCUCACACGAGUCAGUAGAGCAGCCGCGUGUCUCCAGGAUGGUCUGCGCCUUUCCGGCGAUCAUCGCUGCGCUCCGAUUACCAAUCUUAGCGCGACAAGAUGAAACCAUACCAGCGGAACUCAUUGGUGCACAUCCGGCACUGCGACAGUAUUCUAGUACAUUGCGUCGACAACAACGUUUAAGAGCACCAGUCCUUAUCAAAAGACGAUCGACGAGCAUGACAAUCUGCAGUGAUAUAAAUCCCCGAUCUCACUACCUGACUAGAGGUGUAAGUAAGUAAUCUAUGCGAACAAGUCGUAUCAAAUAGAUCCCCCAUCAUCUGAUUAGCGGUGCAAUGAAGCAAAGCAGUACUGUAGUUGCUAACCCACCGUGAGACGUUGAUCUAAAACUGCAUUCCCUCGUUGCCAUCUUUUUCUUGCAAUAAACCUUCUAUCAGUGGUCCUACUAGAACAGACUUAAGAACCUGUGAGGAAUUACUACUUAUUCGAAGGAGGUGGCGAUGCUGGGGGUUUUAGCAGACUGCUGGUCAAGUUCUACAGGAAGGCAAAAGACUAAAACCUCUUGAUGUAAAAAUGCUUUUGCACCUGCGCACCCGAAUCUGUGAAAAUCGAAACC